Messenger RNA from Pteropus alecto (black flying fox), 8279 nucleotides. It is a transcript of the gene STOX2, whose product is annotated as storkhead box 2. Gene Ontology annotation, biological process: positive regulation of transcription by RNA polymerase II. Lineage: Eukaryota; Metazoa; Chordata; Mammalia; Chiroptera; Pteropodidae. Gene Ontology annotation, cellular component: cytoplasm; nucleus. The transcript has 6 exons. Gene Ontology annotation, molecular function: DNA-binding transcription activator activity, RNA polymerase II-specific; RNA polymerase II transcription regulatory region sequence-specific DNA binding. Bases 1120 to 3909 code for a protein of 929 amino acids. The record is from RefSeq and is a predicted model, not a curated record.
GAUAAACUUUAUUGUUGUCUUAUUUUAAGAAAUUGCCACAGCCACCCCAACCUUUAGCAGCCACAGCCCUGAUCAGUCAGCAGCCAUCAACACUGAGGCAAGAUCCUCCACCAGCAAACAGAUUAGGACUUGUUUAAGGCUCAGAUGGUGGUUAACAUUUUUUAGCAAGGAAGUAUUUUUGAAUUAAGGCAUGUACAUUGUUUUUUAAAUGUAAUGUUAUUUCACACUUAAUAGAUUACAUUAUAAUGUAAAUAACACUUUUGUAUACACGGGGAAACCAAACAAUUUGUGUGACUCCCUUUAUUGCAAUACUGGCUUUAUCGUGGUCUAGAACAGAACCCUGAAACACCUCCAAGGUAUUCUUGUAUAGUCCUUCUCAAAGAAAAAUAAGCAAAACAGAGUCUUGUAAAGAAACAAGCAAAGGAAGGUUAUUUUAUUUUUUAAAGCAUAAUCAUUAUCUUUCCUGGUAAAUUUCUGCAUCCUCUUCCCAAACUGGGUGUUGUAUAGACAACACUGGGAAUCGCUGGGUUUCUUUUAUAGUAGGAGGACAAUAUUGGAGAUGCGAGAGCAGAGUUCCAUAAGGGUUUGGAAGGAGGAACUGAUGAUAAUUUUUUCGUGGUUGACUAAGUUUUUUAAAAAGCCACUUCCAAGGGCACAUCAACCAGUCAGAGUGAAUCCACUUGUUCCAGCAGGAGGUGGGAGGUGGAGGUGGGGGUGGAGCGUGGGGAGGAGCGACACUCACAGCCGGGAAUCGGUGCCUUUCAAGUGUCGCCCUGCGUCGCCCACGGCCUCCAGGCCUCCCUUGAGCCACACCAACUAAAUGCACCCCCCGCCCCGGCCAUCUGCGCCGCUUUGAUCACCGCCUACAUCGGACUGCUGGGGAUUCCUUAGCCAGGUCCGGCCAAGAGGGUUCCCAGGACUCGGCGCAAACUGCCCGCCUCCUCCCGCGUCUCCGCCCCUUGCCAGGGCCGCUGUGCGCCGACGGAGGCGAGGGUGCCGCCGCAGGAAAAUGAGUGGUGCCCGGAGCGUGGCCCGGAGCUGCAGCAACAUUCCCGCGACAGUGCCCUGCAACGACCGGUGGCGGCGGCUGCGGUGAGCGGGGUCCCUCGGCCGACGUCGAUGCCUCUGAAGAUGGAGAAGUUUCUUCAGAUCGCGCCUCACUCUCUGGCCAUCAUCUUGGGCCCGGCCGAAGGGUCAGCGGGAGAGAAGUCCAGGGCCGCCCAGCCUGCGCCCCCGACCCAGGCUCGGCAGCUUGCCCGGCACCACAUCGGCUAUGAGAUCUUCGCCGACUUCAAAGCCGAGAACAUGCAGCACUUCUGGAACAAGAAGGUCACGGCCGCGGUGGCCGAGACCUUCUUCCUGGGCUGGAUCGACGAGCAGGUCCUGCUGAUCCAGGGCAAGGAGGAGCAUCUGGAGGUGCUGCGCGAGGGCUGGACGCGCCGGGCGCUGCGGCCGCCCUCGGGCUUUUACAUCCGCUGCCUGGGUGAUGUAUCACCAAUCAGUAUGUCUCCCAUCAGUCAAUCUCAGUUUAUUCCACUCGGGGAAAUCCUGUGCUUGGCCAUCUCAGCAAUGAACUCGGCACGAAAACCUGUCACCCAAGAAGCACUGAUGGAGCACCUGACCACAUGUUUCCCAGGUGUUCCCACUCCAAGCCAAGAAAUUUUACGGCACACGCUGAACACGCUGGUACGGGAGAGGAAAAUCUACCCCACUCCAGAUGGCUAUUUCAUCGUGACCCCACAGACUUAUUUCAUAACUCCUUCUCUCAUAAGAACUAACAGUAAAUGGUACCAUUUGGACGAGAGGAUACCUGACAGGUCUCAGUGUACCUCUCCGCAACCCGGAACCAUAACGCCCUCUGCCUCAGGCUGCGUCAGGGAAAGGACAUUGCCCAGAAACCACUGCGACUCUUGCCACUGCUGCAGAGAAGACAUGCACAGCAUGCAUGCAUCAACUCUGCAGAGGAAACCUGCCAGGGACUGCAAAGACCCUUAUUGCCCUCCUUCCCUCUGCCAGGUGCCACCCACUGAAAAGAGUAAAAGUACUGUAAAUUUUUCUUAUAAGACAGAAACUCUCUCGAAGCCUAAAGAUAGUGAAAAGCAGUCUAAAAAAUUUGGGCUCAAGUUAUUCCGGCUAAGUUUUAAAAAAGACAAGACCAAACAGCUAGCCAAUUUCUCUGCCCAGUUUCCUCCUGAAGAGUGGCCCCUGCGAGACGAGGACACGCCAACUACUAUCCCUCGGGAAGUGGAAAUGGAAAUCAUUAGGCGUAUUAAUCCAGACUUGACCGUGGAAAAUGUCAUGAGGCACACUGCACUAAUGAAGAAGCUGGAAGAAGAAAAAGCACACAGGAGUAAAGCCGGGUCCUCUGCCCGUCACAGCGGAAGAAGUAAAAAGAGCAGGACUCAUCGAAAGUCCCACGGGAAGUCUCGAUCACACAGCAAGACACGGGUGUCAAAAGGAGACCCAUCAGAUGGUUCCCAUCUGGAUAUCCUGGGUGACAGAGAGUACGACUUUUGCGACCCUCUCACCAGGGCCCCCAGGGAGGGCUGCUUCAUCAUUGAACACAAAGGGGAGAAUUUCAUCAUGCAUAGCAACACGAACGUGAUCGAGCCUCAUUUCCCUAUGACGCCAGAAUGGGAUGUGUCGGGGGAACUGGCCAAAAGGAGAACUGAGAUGCCUUUUCCCGAACCUUCCAGGGGGAGCUCCCACUCAAAAGUACACCGAAGCCACAGCCAUACCCAGGACCGACGGUCCAGGAAUGAGAGGUCUAACAAAGCCAAGGAGAGAUCCAGGUCCAUGGACAACUCCAAAGGCCCUCUGGGUGCUUCCUCUCUGGGGACGCCUGAUGACCUGGCUGAAGGCUGUAGCCAGGAUGACCAAACCCCCAGCCAGUCCUACAUUGACGACAGUACGUUAAGGCCCACACAGACGGCCAGUCAUCAAAGGGCUCACAUUUUGUCCACAGGCUAUAAAGAGGUGUGUAUUCCAGAAAUAGUCAGUGGCAGCAAGGAACCUUCCAGUGCUUGUAGCCUCUUGGAGCCAGGCAAACCCCCCGAGAGUUUGCCAUCCUAUGGUGAACUCAACUCUUGUCCAACAAAAACAGCUACGGAUGACUAUUUCCAGUGCAACACCUCCAGUGAGACGGUGCUCACAGCGCCAUCCCCUCUGGGCAAGAAUAAAGAGGACCAUGACACUCUGACCCUGGCAGAAGGGGUGAAAAAGCUGCCUCUGUCCGAUAGGCAGGCCCCGCAUUCCUCUAGGGAACCCGUAGGGCACAAGGAGGAGUCACCAAAAGGGCCAGGUGGGGGCCCAGCUGCUGCGGGUGCAGCAGCUGAAGGGAUUGCCAAUGGACGCCUCAUCCAGCACCACAGCGCCGAGCCCAGCAGCCUGGACAAGAGGAAAGAGAUAUUCAGCAAAGACACACUGUUCAAACCUCUUCACAGCACCUUGUCUGUAAACAGCUAUCAUAAAUCCAGCCUGUCCCUCCUCAAAUCUCACCCGAAGACACCUGCCGACACACUGCCAGGCCGAUGCGAGAAACUGGAGCCGUCCCUGGGGACGUCAGCGGCACAAGCCAUGCCAGCUCUCCAGCGUCAGCAGGAGUCAGGGGGAAACCAAGAAGCCUCUUUUGACUAUUACAAUGUCUCUGAUGACGAUGACUCUGAGGAAGGGGCAAACAAAAACGCCGAGGAGGAGAAAAACAGAGAUGACGUAGGCACCAUGCAGUGGCUCCUCGAGAGGGAGAAGGAAAGAGACUUGCAGAGGAAAUUUGAGAAGAACCUCACCCUCCUUGCCCCAAAAGAAACUGACAGCAGCAGCCACCCGAGAACCACCCAUUCGGCACGCCUCGACAGUAUGGACAGCAGCAGCAUCACUGUGGACAGUGGAUUCAACUCCCCACGGAAUUGAAACAAAAGUUUCUGCAGCUGUAGAGAUCACCAAUCUGGACUGCACUCGGGAGAGCCUGGCUUCCAACACGUCAAGCAUCGUUGAAAGUAACCGCCGUCAGAACCCUACCUUGAGCCCGGCCCAUGGUGGAGCUGGCCCGGCCUUCAACUUCCGAGCAAGUACGGACCCCCCAACAAACGAAGCUGAGAAAUUACAGAAACCUUCCAACUGCUUGCAAGCUUCUGUUACUAGUGUGUGAUAGUCGUUCUGCCUCAGAUCUCCUGUCUCAUUCGAUACAGCCAAGUUUACGACACUGGGACUGAUGUUUACAUCUUUGGAAAGACAAGCAUCUCAACCACAGUUUUUGUGUUUACUUAAACUGUGCUGCUAAGUAGGCUAGAGCAAAACACAAAAAUCUUUCUUUCAGAGUAUUGCUUUUCACAUUUAUGGCUCUGUAGCAACAGAAUAGCAGUAGGGGUGAUAUGUGCACUUUUGCUUCACUAAUCGUAACUGAGCACACACAGGGAAGUCUACACACUGUAAGUGUAAUACGCAUUUUCAAUGUCAUGCAGUUGCCAGUUCCAGUUUUAAAUGCCACAGAUGCGUGUUGCUCCCAGUCUGUGGGCAGAUGGUGCCACAGAACUGAUCCUUGACACUUCCAAAAAAUAAAAAAUAAAUAAAAAAAUAAGCCACCACAAAAUGUCAAGUGCAAGGGCCCACCUUGAGGGAAAUUAAUGCCAAACUGACGAGAAGGGACCCCAGCCUUUUGUGUGUGAAUUGUUUAUGCACCCGUCAUUUUUCACUGUGAGUUUUCGUGAUGCAGCUUUGCAGGAGCCCAUGGAAGUGUGUCAGAAGGGGUCAUGAUUGAAAUACUGGGAGUGUUUCUUUUCAGGAUUUUGUUUUUAGGUGUAACAGAUGCUUGUCUGAUUUUUAACCUUCCAUAAUCACAAACAGGAAUAUAGGCCUUUGAAUCUGGAGUGGAAAUAAAAGGAAGGGGGUCCCCAGCCUGGCUGGGGCACAGCACUGAGUGAUGGGAGGUAAUGUGGACUUUUAAAAGGUGUUAAGUCAGAUAUGUAAGGAAGAUCAUUUCCUCUUUGGGAUACUUAUGGCGAUCCUAUCUUAAUAUAAUAGAUAUGAUAAUUAGUUUGUUUAAAAGCAAAAUGUUCUUUGUGAUACAAAUGAAGAGUAUGGCCUGAGGAUGUUAUUCUUUCUAAUGGAAGGACAUAAAUCUAUUUUAUGUAGUUUUAAAUAGAAUGCCUAAAUUAGGCUGUGGGAGAUAAUUUUUAGUGGUUAUAAGAAAGAGCAAAUUUAGGGAGAGUUGAACUUCAGGCCUUUUAUUCCUGGGAAGAUAUCUAUAGAAAAAAACUUCAAAAUAACUUUUGAUCGGAAAUAGACAUGUACCCAUGUAAUUAACAACAGAAUGUGCUCAUUCUGCAAGUGUGGUAUAAUUCCAACUUGUACUCCCCUAAAAUUUACCAGAAUAACAAUUAUGCAUUCAUGAACUAUGCCAGAGUAAUGUUUACAGAUACUUUGUAACCAAUUUCAGGAGGCAUUUUAAGGUGGAUGUAUGGUUAUUAGCCCAACUUAUUUCAAAAUGGUUUAACAUUUGGCUUUGGUUUACAAUGACUUGUUGAAUACAAAGAAGCCGGUCAGCAGCAAAGGAAUUACAUAAUCAAGCUUCAACUUCUAGGAAAGAGACUUUUCAAAGUUCCCAUGUUUUAUUUUAUGAGAACAAUGGAAUAAAUCUGUAGAUAAUGGAAAAUUAUUUGCAAAAGGGUCGCAUAUGACACAGGUACAUGGUCUAACAAAAAGUUCUAUUUAGUUUAGUGGCAUGUGAUGUUUGGAGCCAUAAACCAUAAAUAUAUAUAUAUAUAUAUCCAAAAAUAAAUCUAAAAUAUUUUCUCAGAUUUAAAUCAGUGACAUAAAAUUUGUCAAACACUUCUGCUUCAGUAUUAAGUUUGAUCACUAGCAGUCUGUUUAAAGAAUGCAGUCAUAUAUGUGGCUGGACCGAUUCUUGAAACUUUUGGGUGCUUCCUUAUGCUUUUUCAGAUAUUUGGAAGUUGCAUUGGGAACUGAACUCUUCAAGUUUAGUAUAGAUUCCUUUUUUGUGCUUAGAGUGAAACAUAAGCACCUUUCUUGGUAAACUCCCACACCACUAAAAUGCUUAAGUCAAUUGGCUUUCAGUGUCAUGCCUUAUUUCCUCUAAGGCAUGCCUUGAUUGCUCAGAAAUGCACUAUUUGUCUCAUUGCUUAAAAAUACGUCCAGAAGGAAUGGUAAUGUGUCUAAUAGACUAAUACGGAGUCUGUUUCCUUGGGGAGUUGUAUACCAUACGGUCACUAAAUUCUUAUAUCUAAAUUCAUUUUUUUUUCCAAAAACCUCUCAGACGUUUAUCAUACUAUCAAUUCAUAAAUAAUAUAACCAUUGAAACAAUACAUCAGCCUCUAGUUGAUCCUCUGAAAGUAGCCAUUAUAAUAAUCAAGUGCUGUGUGACCAGGAAAGGAAAGCAUUACCGUUAGCAGCUUUAAAAUAUGAAUUUAUCGAUAUUUCACAAGAACUAGGUUUACAGAAGACAUUUAAAUAAAAUGUGUACACUAUUUGCCUGAUGCUGUGGGGUACAUGAUCUAAAAAAAGAACUCCCUUAGACCAGCAGCCAUUAGCGUAGAAAUGAUGGACUUUAAAGACGAUACAACUUAAGCAGACGUUCCCUGUAGAAAUAUCCCCGUAUGAAUCCAUUCGGGAUUCCUGAAUGGGGGAGGAAUGGUGGCAGGAAGCACAUUACUGACAUGACCUAAGAUGGCCUACGGUGAGGUUCUCAGUGACCAAACUCUCAGGCUGCUCCAAGCUUUGCCAACAUUCUUUUCCUCCAAUGAAAUGAUAGCUUUGUGUUACACGGCUGCUUAUCUAGUCUUCACUUAGUUUAUCAACUGAAAGGUUUACAAAUCUGAAAUCUGGUUGAAUCUCUGUGUAGCAUUCAACUUUAAAGGGUCAACCCAUCUGUCGGCAUUUUGCACACUUAUGUAUUAUUAUGAUACAGCAUAUUACUUUAUGGUAAUUUUUAUUUUUACAUAUAACUACCUCCAUAAAUUUGAUGAAGCGGCAGCAGUGCGUCCAAGUGUAUUGUUCAGAAAAGCAGAGUUUAAAACUUAUCAUUGGGCCAUGGCGUUGUGUAUGUGUGUCAGUGAUUGCCUAUGUGGACUCAUGACUUUUUCAUUGCCAUGGUUUUCUUUUACGGCAUCAUUUCACUUUCAGAUGUAAACCUGUCUCUCCUUUCUUCCCCACAGAAGCGCACUUGAUUUUGUUAUGAAUGAUAGGAAGUUUAAAUUUCUUGUCUCCCCAGCCCCCAAUUCCUGCUAGAAAUUGCCCCCUGGUGAAGAGCCAGUUGGUAAACAUAAUUUAGCAAGCUAUUUACUUCUGUAAAAAUCUGAUUUAAAUUCUAGGUUUUCAGUUACAGAAGACACAAGAAAUUUGGACUGCCAACUUGAAGCACUCUGGUCCUCUGCCUUCACUCGCAUAUGCUACCAUAUCCAGCCCAAACUUCAUUUGAAUGAAAAGAGCUGUGCUGUGUAUUCAUGACUUCUGUUAAAUAGUUCAUAUUCCAUUUUUAUAUAUUUUGCACAUCUCAGGGGACCUUAAUGAGCAUACGAAAAGGGGAGGGGGUGCCAUCAAAUAGGGAAAACAAAUAGAAGAACUGAAAGGGGAUGAACUGGAUAAAAAUAACAAAUGACUGCUUCUCUGAUGUCGUGAAGCUCAAGUUCAGGAAGCAUAAAUUGAAAGUUAAUCUGGAGUAACGAUGAUCUAAACACCAGCUGUUCCCAAAUCUCCCUUUUUCAUAACCCAACCAGCAUUUAUAAAAUGUAAAUUUAAAUUAUAUUGCAGUCACCUUGGGGAGGAAAAAAAAACCUCUCCAAUAAAAUGAAAGUGUUGUUCCUUUUUUAGGUUAGCACAGCUUUGUAAAAUUCUACCGAGGAUAAACCACUUAUCACCACAAAGUGUACUUGAAAAUAAAGUUUUUAACAAAUUAUAGGCAUAUUGCUCACAAUACAGUAGUGAUCAUAUUUUGAAAAGUCUCAUCAUUUAUAACCUGGGCAGUAUUUGGAGCUUGAUUAAAAAUCAACAACAACCUAUAAUGACUUUGCAAAUUCAUUUUGGGAUCUCAAAGUGCUUCCAAAGCAUUCAGAUUCACAAGUAAUUAACCAAGCAGGUCAUAUUUGUAAUACCCAUACUUGAAACGAAUAAACAGAAGGAGUGACUUAAGAUUACCGAGAAACACAGUGGCAGCUAUCAAUGAUCUGUUUUCUAUCUGUUUGAUAGACCAUCAUGAGAAAUCACUCAAUACAAUGCUAUUUUUCUGAUGUGUGCUAAUAAAGUCAAAGAAAACAAAUACGACUUUA